ACCGUGUGAAGUCUGCACUUUGUUACCCCUCAGUUAGGUUGGAGUACCAGUUGACGGGUACCUCGUGUUCGGGUUGAAAGAUCUUCGAUGCGGGUGCACCACCCAAUAGAGACGACGGGUGAAUUCAAUGCAAAAAGUCGUUUCAAAAUUUUCACAUACGAGUGCAAGUCGAAAGCGGAAGUCUUGUAUUGAGAGUGAGUGAGAGAGCACAUAUAAAUGACUUGCCUACUAAAUCAUGUGGUGCUGCUGGUGGUGCAGCUGGUACUGGUGGUGCUAGCCCAAGAGCCGCGCAAUGAGGAUCCGGUGGUGAGCACAACCUUGGGACGCAUUCAAGGCACACGAAUGGACAGUUUCAGUGGUAAGACGAUCUAUGCUUUUCGUGGAAUACCCUACGCUGAACCACCGAUCCGUGAUCUACGCUUCGAGCCACCUAAACCCAUUCAUUCCUGGGCCGAUACUGUCCUCAUGGCCACCUCAGAUUCCCUGGUGUGUCCACAGACUGGGAUUACUCUGCUGAUGAGCGAGGAUUGUCUGAAGUUGAAUGUUUUCACCAAGAAUUUAACUGGAAAGCAGCCGGUUAUAGUUUACAUACACGGUGGUGCCAAUGUGCUGGGAAGUGGUCACAGCAGCUACGAGGCGGGUCCACAGUAUCUUCUAGAACACGAUGUGGUGCUGGUGGCCUUCAAUUAUCGCCUAGGCGCCUUGGGUUUCCUUACCGGCGGCAACUAUGGCUAUCUGGAUCAGAUAAUGGCCCUGGAGUGGGUUCAAGCACACAUUGCCAAUUUUGGUGGAGAUCCCGACCUGGUCACCAUUAUGGGCAUGAGUGCCGGCUCCAUGGCUGUCAGUCUCCACUUGGUUUCCCCUCUCUCAAAGGGUUUAUUCCAUCGCGCCAUACUGAUGAGUGGCUCGGCAACAAAUCAUUACAGUAUACACAAUGAGUUCUGGACACGUUUGUUGGCCCGCCAGGUGGCAUGCCCCAUGUACAAUGCCUUCGACAUGACCGAGUGUCUCCGCAAUGUCACCUGGAAACGCAUCAUCGAGGUCUGCAGUCAAUGGGAGCAGUACAAAUUUGUCAAUAUGAAGUGGAACUAUGAGACCGAUAAUUACUUUCUACCCAUGCCUCCAAGUGUCCUCAUCAACAAGGGAGAGUUCAACAAGGUGCCCUUGUUGGUCAGCUUUACCGCCAACGAACUGGACUACACAACGUUGGCCCAAAUGGACAAUGAUCUCCUGCUGCACGACAUCUAUGAAAACUUUGAUGAGUACGCUCCCGAGUUCUUCCUUUUCGACUAUAAUCCUUUGAAGAGCAGACGCAUUAAAGAGUUUUAUUUUGGUCAAAAACAGGAGCUAAGUGCGGAUAAUAUAGAGAAAUUUGGAAACAUUUUCUCCGAUAGCAUCAUAGGACAUGGUGUCCAUCGUCUAGUUGACUUGGCAAGAAAACACACCAAGGUUUAUUAUUCCAGAAUGGACUAUGUGGGUCAGAGGAGUCUCUCGGCUCCCUUGAAGGAGGAUAAAUCCCCAGUGGGAGUUGGGCAUGCGGAUGAUCUGCAGUAUGUUAUGUCCGGCUUGUGGUAUGGCACACUUCUGGACAAGAAUCAUAAGGAUGUCUUUAUGAUGGAACGCCUCACCGAGUGGUAUACACAUUUCGCAAAGAAUGGUUACCCCAUGCCGGACGAAAAAAGUUGGACACCCUGUAAUUCGACGAGCAUAAAAAUGCUCUACAACGACAGGACUAUCAAAAUGGGUCCUCCGGCUUAUGUCAGUCGGUAUGCCGUGUGGGAUCAAUUGUUUCCCAAGCCAACUGGCAAAGGAACUGCCAUUGUUGCCUCAAGGUAUCUACUCGUUUUGGCCUUGGCUCUGGCCAUGUUCAGCCGUGGAUUAUUGUAGCUAUUAGGUGUGGAAAAAGCUUAUCAAUAGGCCGUUUAGAUUACGCUAAUGACGACGCUGCUCUCUCGACCGACUGCUGCAACUAUUUACUUUGAUUAAUUAAUCAACAAAGGCGUGAGAUUUUUCCUCUCUAUCUCUGUCUCUUUCUGUGUGUGUUGACCAACGCCUUGGGGCAAUUAGUCUUUUUGGGGGCAGCUUAAAUAUACAUUAAUUUGUCUUUAAAUGUUUCCAACUCCAGCGGAGACCCUUUUUCCCCCUCUUCACAACUCGUAAUUGUUGCGAUAAAUUGUUGUAAUUGCCAGGUUUGCACAUGUCAAAAGCUUGGGCCCCAAGCCCAAGCCCUUCCCUCCCCUUCUCCUACCUCUCUCCUUCACUGUUGUCGUGUCUGUCGCUGCUAUUGACAUUUGAGAUUGGCAGCAUUUAAGUGGUUUGUUCUUGCGUGAAAAUCUCAAACAUGUCAGCGGCUACAAAAGGAUUAUGGCUCAACUCCAAACGGGGGAGGAUUUGUAGCAGUUACUCUGGUAAGGGAUUAUUUGGAUUGGACUGGGUGGGUGGUCGUUCUCGUAUCAUGAUAGGAAGUUAAUAUAAAUAAAUGUCGACACUUGAUUCAAAA
Molecule: messenger RNA, 2500 nt
Organism: Drosophila innubila
Lineage: Eukaryota; Metazoa; Arthropoda; Insecta; Diptera; Drosophilidae
Product: esterase E4
Exons: 3
Coding region: 217-1887 (556 amino acids)
Source: RefSeq, a predicted model, not a curated record